AUGAAGUUCCACGUGAUUCUGUUGUUUUGCGCUUACGUCAUUGGCCAGAAGGCGCCGCCGCUGCCCGCCGCCGACAAGGCGCUCGUCGAGCACUACAAACUGGCCCUGGAGGCGGUGUUCGGCGUCGGCAUCCGCCUCCAGGCGUUCCUCGACGGCGGCGAAAGCGACAACUUCCUCGUCAGUCCGAUCAGUGCGACUGUUAUUCUUGGCCAGUUGAUUCUUGGAGCUGAAGGCGAGUUCCGGAAGCAAUUAGUCGAGUUAUUGGCCUUGCCCAAGGGUCACCUCUACGAAAACGAUGUCUAUUACAUCGAAAACAAGAAGAAUGUCACGUUGCAACAGUUGCCCUAUUCCACGCUGCACUUACAGCUGUCCAACCUGCUGAAGGCGCUGGAGAGUGGCAAGGAUGAAAGGAAACACUUUAUGCUCAAGCAGAAAAGUGCGCUUUUUGUCGACAACACAGUCGACUUGAAUAAAACGUUCAGAGGCAAUCUGAGGAACUUUUAUCAGACGAGGAUCAAGUUCUUCGACUUUCAACACAAACAAACAGAGGCCUUGACCUGGAUCAACACCUGGGUGAGCAACAACACCCGGGGCCUCAUCACCUCCAUCCUCCCUGAGCCCCCCUCCCCCAGCACUCGCUCGAUCUUCGCCAACUUCAUCUACUUCAAGGCCGACUGGGAACUUCCCUUCAGCCACGAGCUGAACCGUGAGGGCCUUUUCAGCGUCACGGCCACCGAAACAAUCCCAGUAACUUACAUGAUCAACUUCCUCGAGCAAAUUCCCUACUUUGAAUCCCCCGAUUUCCGCCUCAUCUCCAUCCCCUACGUCAACCAAGAGCUCGGCAUGUACCUAAUCCAGCCGAGCAGCAACAGUCCGUACAAAUACGACAUCAAAAACUUUGUCCAAAAUUUGAAAUCGCGCCAGAUUUUGGAAAGUGUGGAACAAGCCCGUCGUAAGGACGUCGUGGUCAAAAUCCCGAAAAUGUCGCUGCGGUACAGCUUCAGUCUCCUGAACCAGUUGAAGAAAUACAGAGCGUUCAAAAAGACAAACAUUAAAACCAACUCGACGAACGUGGUCGACAAGCUCGACGAUCGAGUCGAUGCUUUCAACAACUUCACAAAAGUGGACGAAAAGGACGUUUUUCUGACCGCGGCUGCCAGUAACGGGGGCUUGCGAGUCGACGAAAUGGUCCAACAAGUCGCCAUCACGAUCAACGAAAAGGGCACCGAAGCCGCCGCCGUCACCGCCGCCACCAUCGACUACAUGGGCGGCUCGAAGAACUUCGUGGUCGACCGCCCCUUCGUCUUCUUCAUCCGACACGAGGCCACCGCUGCGACCCUCUUCUGGGGCACCGUCUCCAAGCCCAAAUAGCCAAGACUGAACUAGUGAUAGUGUCAUUGUAUUUAUUUAUUUUCUAGUUAAAUAAACGAUUUUACCUU
Tribolium castaneum (red flour beetle) is the source of this 1439-nucleotide messenger RNA. Its product is annotated as serpin peptidase inhibitor 27. The record is from RefSeq and is a predicted model, not a curated record. NCBI's taxonomy places the organism in Eukaryota, Metazoa, Arthropoda, Insecta, Coleoptera, Tenebrionidae. The coding region runs from base 1 to 1371 and encodes 456 amino acids. The transcript has 2 exons. Gene Ontology annotation, molecular function: serine-type endopeptidase inhibitor activity.